UAAUAUUUUACAGCAUGUCUAUGGGAAAACGAACAGACGAAAUUAGGUUAUCUAUUUAAUGUACAAAUCCUAUUUAGAAUCCCUUAGAUAGCAUGUAAGCAUCAGACUGUCAGUGUACAAGUUGGAGACAGUUGGACACCAUGCCUGUACGACUUUGGAGAGCAUACCAGAGAGCACUGCAUGCAUACCCAGUGAUGACGGCGUCCAUCAGCGCUGGCUGUCUGAUGUCUACAGGAGACAUUUUGUCACAGUUUCUGGUUCAAAAGCGAAGUUUAGCAGAAUAUGAUGGGAAACGAACCCUCCGGUUUGCCUUUUUUGGCACCUUUUUAGGAGGACCAGUUAUAACUGUCUGGUAUUCCACAUUAGCUCGAGUUUUUGGUAACACAAAGUUUGGACCUCUUAAAAUGGUGCUUUGUGACCAGUUGCUGUUUGCCCCGAUUUUUUUACCUUACUUCCUGUCAGGCAUGGAAAUACUGAAAGGAGAAGGCUUGGAAGCUAUCAAAUCUAAGUUGAAACAUGUUUACCUGGAUGUUUUAAAGACAAACUAUAAGGUGUGGCCAUUUGUCCAGACUGUCAACUUCACAUUUGUUCCUGCAGCUUAUAGAGUAGUGGUGGUUAACCUAGUGGCGGUGGGUUGGAACACGUACCUGGCCUGGAUGUCAGAGAAGACCCACCAUCACACAGAGCCAGCUGACCAGGGUGACCUCGACCUUGCACAUGAUCAGCAUGAGAAAUCCACUUGAUGUGGUGUGGUCAUUAGCAGCUAACACUUGGCAUUUACAGAGAUUAUUUUUAAAGGACCUCAAGAAUUUGUAGAAUUUCAGGUAUUUCUCUACAGUGUGCAGUCAGUGUUGAACAUUUGGAAGCAUUUUGAAGCAUUGUGUUUGAAUUUGCUAUUAUACAUUAAAACUUUGAUGACAAA
Messenger RNA from Dreissena polymorpha, 922 nucleotides. RefSeq lists its product as uncharacterized. The record is from RefSeq and is a predicted model, not a curated record. Gene Ontology annotation, cellular component: cytoplasm; membrane. Lineage: Eukaryota; Metazoa; Mollusca; Bivalvia; Myida; Dreissenidae. The coding region runs from base 141 to 743 and encodes 200 amino acids. The transcript is spliced from 8 exons.